Messenger RNA from Ceraceosorus guamensis, 1322 nucleotides. RefSeq lists its product as hypothetical. The transcript has a single exon. Bases 391 to 828 code for a protein of 145 amino acids. The record is from RefSeq and is a predicted model, not a curated record. Lineage: Eukaryota; Fungi; Basidiomycota; Exobasidiomycetes; Ceraceosorales; Ceraceosoraceae.
AGGGCCAGGCGCAAAUUAGGGUAUCCGGCAUGCCGUGGCAGGUGGUCAAUUUUGCCUACUCCGGCGCGACUUGCGACAAUGUCAACUUUCCAAGACCGGUGCCCGAGUGAGUCCGUGUUGUGUGACUUGGACGUUACGUUAUCCGAAGCUCGGUAGCUGAGGUUGCGCUGCGAUCGGUGGUAGUGUCGGCAAACAAAUCAGCACCUUUCGCAAUGGCCUCCAAAAUUGGCCUAGCCACCCUACUUUGGGCUCCGAUCCCGCAACGACCGUCGGUGUCAUCUUCAUUGGCGGGAAUGACGUGCGUACCAUCAGGCUCAUUCGGCCCCAUCCACUCAGGAGAGCUGACCAAUGUUAUUGGCCACAAACCCUUUUGCUGUCCAGGUGAUAACGAUGCUUUUACCGCUCGUAAAGCCAGGAUUGCUGUUUCCCGGCGCGACCGUGGAGAAUGAGACGCGCUGCAUUCGUAGUCGUCUAUAUGCACUCCACAAGCAAGGCUUCCGGCGCAUCGUGCUGGUAUCCAAUACACCGGUGCAAUAUGCGCCCGAAGUGGUGGCCUACGGUCCCAAUGCCACAGCCAAAGCCCAAGAAUACUCUGAAAAGAACAAUGCGCAACAAGCUGUCGUCGUGCAGGCAUUGCUAGAAAAGUUCAACUCCAACUUGCGCAGAGGAGAAGUGAGGACCACCAUUGACGUUUUCCCUGCUUACGAGCUAUUUGAUAGAGUGCACAAGUCGGGUGUAGAGUAUGGCUUCAAGGACACUACGACGCCUUGCAGUGCCUUGCCCAGCUGUGACGGUUACUUUUGGUACGACGGUGAGUUGAGAGCGUGAUGUACCGCAAUCAUGCAGAGAGGAAGCGCUGAGAUGAUGGCCUCAACUUUCCUCCUCCUCCUGGACGUUGUUCAGGUCUGCAUCCGUAUACCAGAUUCUGGCACAUCUUUGCUAGAAAAAUGACCCGCUUUGUAGUAGACGGCGCCCGUGGCCUGGAUCUGAUUCAGGGCGAUGAAGGCGUUGCUGCACCUUGACGAUCGCUCGAGCUCCAAAGCGCUUUUCACGAUUUGAUCGACGAAAUGAGAUCUAGAGUGAUGCUUUCGUUGACGCUUUGUAGCAUCAUAUUGACGACUCAGCUAGCUGGUCCCUAGGCUCUCUCUCGCGUUGGCCAGCCUCGCUGGCUGACCGCACUUUGAGCUUAGCAGCCCUGAAAUGGGAGCCGAAGACCUGCUUCUAGUGCGCUUUGUGUUUGGUUCGGAGAAUCCGCAGAGAACAAAUACAAUUAGUCAGUCGCAAGGGUGCCGAUAAUGGAGAAAGGAGUCGGAAUACGCACG